UCUAUAUAGUUGGCUAACAAAAAAGGACACCAUAGAAAAGUAAUAUGUCGAGCACGAAUGAAAGUGAAAUUAGUGAACGGUGGUAGGCAGUUCUCCACCCGUUUACUUCUCACCUGGGCGUUGUCUCCUCGAGAACGAAUAUCACUUUCCAUUUCGAUACGCGAUCAUGGGUGACAAUUCCAUGAGGUUAGAGAACUAUGAAGUGCUUAAAGCUCUCUACAAUUUCAAGGCUAUGUUUGCGAAAACCCUCAGCUUUCAGGAGGGUGAUUAUUUUAUUCUAUAUCAGACCAAUACCAAACAGAGAAAUUGGUGGCAGGUUGUGAACAGAGACGGUCAAAUUGGAUAUAUCCCCUCAAAUUAUGUCACCACUGUAAAAGUAUCAUCUCAAAUAUUAAUUGAAUUUCUAGAAGACUGCAUAGAAAAUGUAAAGGCUGAAAGUAAGAAACAAACUGGAUUGCAUUUAGACAAGCAAGAUCUUUUAUUAAGAUUAAUAGAGGAGAAAAGACAAGCAGAGUCUAAUAAAAAACCUAAGAAGCAAGCACCAAUGCCACCUGACUUUGGAAACACUAUGCCUAGCAAAGAAAUACGUUCAUCACCUGUUUGCAAUAUUCAAGAGAAAGAUGUUAAUGUUGCUCCAAGCAAUACCUCAUACAUGACAGCACAGACAACUGUGCAUAGUAACAUAGAACAGGAAGAACCACCAGUUGUUCCACAAUGUCAACGUACAGUUAUAAAUGAUCAAAGAGUGCAGUCCCUUCCUCAUCAAUCUUCCUCUGAGAUACAAAAAGUUCAACCAGAAGUUCGUAAAAGUUCUUCUCAGAGCAAUGUUCGACAAACCCCCAAUAGUUCUCCUAUAAAGAAAAAAAGUUCAUUAUGUGAUAUUAAUUCUCAUACUGCUUAUCAGUUGCUUGAUCAAGUACGUAGAAAUACUCAAUUAAGCUAUGAGAUGUCAAAAGUAGCAGUUACAGUAGUUGUUUCUGGACUGCAACAAUUGUUGCCACAAAAUGUGAGUCAUUAUUUUGAUGCAUUAUUGCAUCAACUAGAAACACCAUUCACAGUAUCACAAAUGAGUAUAGAGGAAACAUAUGAUGCCAAUAGAUUGAAAGUGAUUUUUACAGAGCUUACUUCUUGUAAAGAAGAUUCUCAACAAAGAAAUUGGAUGCUAUAUGAAGAUGAAUCUAUUAUUGUUGAUUAUAUAAAGGAACUUACAUCUAUAUUGACUAAUGCAGAUGCAAAUGUAUCUAGAUAUGUUUUACAACAGAAUCAAUAUAAUGGUGUUAAUGUAUUGAUACAGUAUUAUCAAAUGGAACCAAGGUGGACUAUUAGGCAAUUGCUAUUACAGUCAUUUGGAGUAAUGUGUAGUCUAGAUUCUGUAAUUUUGACUAUAAUGUUAAAUAGUAUAUUACCUAUGGAACUAGCAAGAGAUAUGAGGAGUAAUCCUAGAAAUGUAACAAAACUAAACUAUUCUUCAUUAUUGCUUACUAUGAUUUUUUCAAUGGGUGAACCCAUGCCAGUUACACAUUUGGAACAAUUGGGACCGGAUUUUAUAGCUUUUAUUUUGGAUUUAAUAGAGAAUCCACCUGAUAUGGACUUGGAAGAUCAAAUUCCGGAUUUGUUUGUAAAUUUGAUAUUAUCGUACAAUUUACAAUUUACAAACUCGGAAAAUAUAGCUCUAAACGCAUUAAAGGAAAGAACAGUGGCAAAAAACUUUACUGAAAAAAUAUUGCUUUUAUUUAAUAGGGAAGAAGAUCCUGUGCGAAUAUUUGAUCAUGAACCACCGCCACCGCAUUCUGUACUAAAACUGUUUAUAGAUUUGUUUAGUAAUGAUGUGACAGCAGGUCUCUUUUAUACAAAUGAUGUGAAAGUUUUAAUCGACAUUAUAUUGCGUCAAUUGUACGACAUGUUCCCUGGUGAUAAGCGUAGACAAUACUUGGAGUUAUGUCGAAGAGUACUUCGUACUUCCAGUUAUAAUGAACAUAAAUAUCGUUCAGAAGAUUUGUUGAAAUGUUUUACGAGAAUAUUCUGCGAAGAGACAGGAGAAAGUCAGGAAGAUCAGCAAUCGGUACGCGAAAUUAGCAAUGAAUUUCCACAUUUGUUUAAAAUGUGACAUUUGUUAUCUCCUUCCGACAAUAAGGAUUCGGAGGAUGAUAAUUUGCAAACUCUUGUGUAAGAAAAUUCUGGUAUGUACAAUGGAAAGGAGUGAAGAAGAAUCAAGUUACCGAACAAAGAACUUCUUUAUUUUUCUAAUACUUCUAUUUUGCAAAUAUUUUGCUCAGCUAAUCUAAUAUAUCAGAAACGCACACAUGAUUCGCAGAACUGUAAACGCAUCAGAUUAUAUUUUUUUCUCAUUUUAAUCUUUCUAGUGAACGAUAAUAUUUAUUCUAGUUAAAAAAGGAUACAAAAAAAAAAUAAAAAAACAUGAAUCAGCAUUAAAAAUUAUUUUGUGCAUGUGUAUGCACGUGCGCGCGUGUGUACGUAUGUGUGUGAGUACGACGGAGAUACAUUUUCUUGUUCUAAGCAUGAGGACCAUUGGAUGUAUAUAGAAUCAUUCCAAGUACCCUAAUAGAAGUCAAUAAGUUAGUGUACAUGAAAUAAAGUAGUUUGACUGCACGACUAAGUCUCGAAUUAAAAAAUUAUUCGAAUUAUCGUUCUGAUGUAAAAGGAAAAAGAAUUUAAAUACAUAUAUGGGAAAUCUAUAAAAGUUCUCUAAAAAUUCUUUAAUGAGAGAACAAAGAAUUUUAAUUCCAAUUGAAUCAGUUAUGCUCUUUGUAAAUUAAAUAGUCUAGUCUGUGGCCGGGGUGAUGUAAGUCAUACGUUAUUUCCUAACUUAUGUUCGAUUCUCUCUCUUUCAUGAACAUAAUACAUUAACGUAUGUAUUCGAGUAAAAUUAUAAAUUUAUUUAGUAAAUUUCUUCACGCGAUCGUGACCAUAGGAUUUUAAUGACAAGUUCGUCGCAAUAAAGUUUCAUAGUUUAUU
This is a messenger RNA of Eufriesea mexicana, 2976 nucleotides long. Its product is annotated as NCK-interacting protein with SH3 domain. NCBI's taxonomy places the organism in Eukaryota, Metazoa, Arthropoda, Insecta, Hymenoptera, Apidae. Bases 167 to 2107 code for a protein of 646 amino acids. Gene Ontology annotation, molecular function: protein binding; Arp2/3 complex binding. The transcript is spliced from 9 exons. Gene Ontology annotation, biological process: endocytosis. The record is from RefSeq and is a predicted model, not a curated record.